Messenger RNA from Xiphophorus maculatus (southern platyfish), 2411 nucleotides. RefSeq names its product ferredoxin-fold anticodon binding domain containing 1 (gene fdxacb1). Gene Ontology annotation, cellular component: cytoplasm. The transcript has 5 exons. Gene Ontology annotation, biological process: rRNA base methylation. The record is from RefSeq and is a predicted model, not a curated record. The coding region runs from base 311 to 2209 and encodes 632 amino acids. Lineage: Eukaryota; Metazoa; Chordata; Actinopteri; Cyprinodontiformes; Poeciliidae. Gene Ontology annotation, molecular function: rRNA (uridine-N3-)-methyltransferase activity.
AGGUGACUUCAGUUGUAAGUACCGCAGCAGCAGCCACGAAUCCAGGAAGGUCAUUUGUUUACCUCUAAAAUAAAGUGAAAAUAGCUACCAACCAAAAUGUGUCCGUUUUAGAUGCUGAAACGCUGGAGGUUUGAUUAAAAAUGCAGCUGGUGAGUUUUUAUUAGACCGUUGAGCAGCAGGACAGAAAGUGGUCUGUCGCUUGUCGUCGUCUCAUUAUUUCUGCCUGAGAGCAUCAAAAGCCAGAACAACGUCAGAGCAACUUGUUGGGGGAAAUUCAUAAUUUAAGCCUCUCUUCUCGGGUGUGUGUGACAUGUCGCCUUCACGGUCCAUUCUGCUGGUUGGAGAGGGGAACUUCUCCUUCUCCUCCUCAGUGUGCAAGUUGGAUUCUGAAUCGGGGAGCAACAUAACGGCCACCUGCCUGCAGCAUCAAGAGGAGGCACUGCGGCACGAUGGAGCCGCCGCCAACAUCCAGACCAUCGAGGACUCGGGAGGAAGUGUCCUGUUUGAGGUGGAUUGCACAAAGCUGGGGGAGUGCGCCUUCCUGAAGGGCCGUGUGUUUGACCGAGUCGUGUUCAACUUCCCCCACUGUGGGAGGAAGAGCGGGGUGAAAAAGAACAGGGAGCUUCUCAAAAACUUCUUCCUCAGUUGUGUUGAGGUUCUGGCUGAGGACGGGGAGGUUCACGUCUCCCUGUGCAACGGACAAGGCGGGACUCCGGCGGACCAGCCGAAACGCGAGUGGCACAACAGCUGGCAGGUGAGUGCCAUGGCAGCCGAAGCUCACCUCAUUCUCAGCGCUGUGCGACAGUUUGAAAGUGACAACCUCCCAAGCUACAAGUCCACUGGAUACAGGAGCCAAGAUAAAGGCUUUCAUGUGGGAAAAGCUCUGCUGCAUGUGUUUUCACGCAGCGCCCCAUUCACUCCUGUCCAGAUAGUUCAGAUGGAGGAGGUUGUUGAAGGGGAGAUGGUCCACUAUAACAUACCAGCUGAGCUCAGUGAUUAUGUAUCCAGAGGGUUCCUCUCCUCAGAUUCCAUCCAUCCUGUCAAGUUGGUGCAAGACUUUCUUCUCGAAGGCUUAGGGGAACAUUGGCCAGUGUCCAUGAAAAGAGACCCUUUCCCCCACCUCAUAUCAGCCAAGCAACUGCAGACUUGCUGCCACGAUCUUGACAAUUUGCAGUACUACUGGAUCCACUUGCUUCAGAAAGAACUCACCUCGCAGGCUCAAGAAGACGAUGCAGUUUUCUCCAACAUAAAAGCAACUUCACCUCCUACCAAGGCAGACAGAGUGAGGAGUAAAGGCACUGAGAGUUUGCAGUCUGUGUGCUGCCAUGAUUUUAAUUUGGAAGUGGAAGGGGGUCUUUACCUGCUGCGUCCAUCACUGCUUCCUCAGCUGGAAGAGCUCCUCAUAAACAAAGAUAUUAGUGGUAAUGCAGAGCCUCAAGAGGAAAUUGAUCAAAGUUCUGAGGUUGAGGGCAGUGAGGCGGAAGAAGCCUGUGACAGCUGUAAUGGGUCUUCUAGCUUAUUGUUUGGUAUUAGUGGAGUGGUGUUCAGGAGCGUGCCCAUCAGCCUUUGGGCUCUGCCUGCCUUUCACGAGAUUCUCCUCACAGGUGUUUUCCCUUUGGAAAAUGAGCCCGUUAAAUUGAUGGGACAUGAGCUGGAAGCGCUCCUCUCUCCCUAUGGGGUCUCCAUAGUUACAGAAGAGAAAACCCUACAUCUGGUGGCUCAGCCGAUGGGUUUGAUCGGUAAGGUGUUUGCGAGCAACACAGCUGACGGCAACAACCACGUCACUGUCAGUGCAUCUCUAAAUUUAGACCUCCUCGCUGUUCUCUUGUUCUCACUGCCUGACUGGCGUCUGCUUUGGAGUCACGACCCACGCUUCCUCAAACAGUUUUCUCUCCGUCCACCACCAGGGACGUCUUUUCAACCUUUUUCACUGUACCCAGAGUCCUUCUCCUUUGACAUCAGCUUCUGGACGGGGCCGGCGUGGGAGGAGAAAAUGUUCCACGCUAUUGCCCGAGAGGCUAGCUGCGGAACUGUGGAGCAAGUUAAACUCAUCGACACAUUCUCGCACCCUGACCUGAGUCAGACCAGUUAUUGUUACAGACUCACCUACCACUCACACACACACGCCCUGUCACACACACAAGCCCUGACAUUUCACAAAGAGCUGGAGGUUUUGCUCUCGUCUCGUAUGCAGGUCACAGUCAGGUAGCACUUCACACAAACUGUUGGGAGACAUUAGAAUAGUUCAGACAUUUUUGUUCUCCACAUGUGCUUUUAGCUGGAAGAAAAUUUAUUAGAAAAUCUAUUGUCGGAUGUUUACAAUGGUUGAAAAUGUGGUUGUUGUAUUAUGCAUUUGAAAUGUGGCUGAAAUCAUCCAGUGUAUGUUUGUCUCAUAACCAUAAAAUAAACCU